CGUCACGAUUCCGCAUGUGCCUGCUCGGUUUGCUGCUGCUGACAGGAAACAUGGCGCUCGAGGAACCGAACGGAGAUUUUCCGUAUUUACCUUCAGGGGUGGCAGAGGUAAACAAAAUGAUAAAGGAGAAUGGUGAACUGUUUUCUGAUGCUGUGUGCAAAGUCUGCAGUGCUGUCCUGAAUUCUGACUCCCAGAAACUUGCACAUUAUCAGAGCAAAAAGCAUGCCAACAAAGUGAGACGCUAUAUGAGCAUCCACAACGAAGAGGAGCCUGCCAUCAAAAGAUUCAAGUCACCUUCCGGAGACAGUGCUGGUAGCAAUGGAGAGACGGACCGCUCCAAAGCCUGUCACAUAUGUAACAUGACAUUCUCUUCUCCGGUGGUGGCUGAGUCCCACUACCAGGGCAAGGUGCAUACAAAGAACCUGAGACUAAAGACCUUUGGACAUCAGCCCCCAGCACCAGCCCAAACCGUGGCCCCAACGAUGAAGAAGAAAGACGCCCAGUCCGAGGAGACGGGCAGUGUGUCUGACGACCAGGACCGGUUCUGUUCCAUAUGCCACGCCUCCUUUAACAACCCCCUCAUGGCCAAGCAGCACUAUGUUGGGAAGAAGCAUAAAAAACAGCUGACUCAGCAGAAGUUGAUGGAAACCUACGGGCCAUCCACGGCACCAGCUUCCACAGUAAAGGGCUAUCCAUGCACUGUGUGCAACAUCGAACUGAACUCUGUGGAACAGUAUCAAGCUCACAUCAGCGGCUCCAAACAUAAGAACCAUGUCAGAGGGAAGAAAGGAAGCAACCCAGCAUUCGUCAGCCCAUCUGAAAACCAGUACCCGGCAGAAAACCAGCAGUCCGAGUUCCAGUAUACGCCUGAAGCCCAACCAGUAAGGGAGGACUGGGAGGAUUUCAACCAGGACUAUGAGUGAAGAGACUCCCAAUACUCCCUGUAUCUCUCUUACAACCACAGCUCACAAACUAAUGGUGUCCCUUCCUUAGGGCCAGGAGGAUAUCCCCGUCACAUUACCUAACUAGGUAAAAUUCUGUGUCCAUGUUACAAUAUUGGCUAUAAUGAUGAGCCGGAGUUAACUUGGACCCAGCGUUUUCCCUGUUAUGUUCACAUCAGGAAAAACCCCAUGGACAGAAAGCAGCCUUUCUGUAUCCUUCCUGCUUCUGUUUCAAUAGUGUUGUUGUAUCUGCCUUUCUGGAGGAAUCCCAUCUAUUUACUCCAGCUUUACAUGAUUCUGCCUGUUAUCAGAAAGACAGUCAGUCUAUCUAAUCCAAGGCUAUAUCCCAGUACAUGUUGGUUGUGUUUUCAGUUGGUCAGACCAGAGAGGACUAGCAACAUCCUGGACAUAUUAUCUCUUCUGUUCAGUUCAAAAUUGUAAAAUAUUUCAGACUUGAUACAGUACACAAUAUGACUGGACAGAUAUUUCCUGGAAAUUCUUGUCACUGACUUGGUGGAUUUGCAACAGUGUUCUGAUUUAACAGGAAAUACAUUUGUUUUUAUUUAGCCAACUCAUUCCUUUUUGACCGGUCUCUGUUUUUACAUAACUUGUUGUUCACUUUGAUUGGCUGAAAGGAAAAAUUCCCCUGCAUUUCUGCCCCAUGAGGAUACUCCCAGGCUGGCCUAGCAAUGUUCUUCUGUGAGAUAUUGCUCGAUGGCAAGGUGGUAUAUUUUCUUUUACCAUUUUAAUUUAAAGCAAUUCCCAGAAUGGAUUUCAUAUUCAGAGGGACUACAUUGGUCCUUCUUAAGUACUGGUUGUAUCUAUUUUACUGUUAGCAACAGGGUGGGAGUUCUUUUUGCAUGGCCCGGCAUGCUGCUUAAGCAGCGUUUGCAAAUUUGAGACAUUCCAUUGGUCUGUAAUUAACCACCCACCCUGGAGUCUGGGCUAUGCAAAAUUAAUUGGCCCUUGGAGAGUGACUUGCGCUGCAUUUAAGCAAACUAUAAAAAUGUGGCUGCCUCUGUAACACAGCUCUAAAAGUCAAAACCAUAGAAUAUGCAUUACAUUUUCUGUACCUGCCAACCACUGUGUUUGUGAGGACCUUUUACUUUGUCUAUUGUUAAUAAAUGACUGCCAUGACUCCGUUUUUCAACAGUUGCAUAAUCUGAUUUCAGCUAUUGGAAGUGAUAAAAUGUUUAAAUGGAACAGGCGUCCCUGUUGAAAUGACACGCCCAUUCUGUUCACUCCAUUUCUGUGAAUCAUUGAGUGAGUCACCUACUGUAACUCACUUUUCAUUGAUUCAUUUAAUGUUUAUCCAUUUCAUCAAAUCUGAUUGCUGAUAUCCGAUCAAAUAAUUAUUGAAAAACUGUAUACAGAGGAUAAAUACAAUGUAUACCCAUUUUAUUAUAUGUUUGGUUUACAGUGCUGUCAAACCAACUAUACUUUGCAAUGAAGAUGUCAUAUUCUAACUGCUCUUUAUUAGGGAUGUGCUGUAAGUUCCAGAGCUUAGAUAGCUUUGUCAUUUUGUUGUUUUUAUUCCUGUUUGUUUUUCUGUGUUUGUUUGUUUAGUCACACAGGAAAAGUAAAUGAAGCAGCCUUCUUACUAUGUGAAAUACGCCUUUACUAGACAUCUGCUGUGGUAAGUCAUAGUUGUAGAAGUCAUGCAAUGCUGUUUUACUCCAUACUUGUCCAUCUUCUGUUAGGGGCAUGAAAGAUGUUGAGAAUGUUGGUAGUUAAUGUCUGAGAAUGACAUUUGAAUGGACUUAGUCAGAUUGUUUCUGUGUUGAAACUAAAGUAAGCUAUUUUGAAAGCUGCUUGUUUUGUGUAGUUAGUGCUGAUACUUAAAAAUGUUUUUGUAGCAUUUAAGGAAAAUACAUUUUCUUGAACAUGCUUCAUAGACUGCCUGUGUCAGAUCAUAUGAGGUACUGAAUGUGCAGAAACUUUGCUGCGGUCCCCAGUGCGUUAGUUACUUACAGACCAGGGAUCCUGAAUUGGUACUUUUAAUUUCCGUUUCUAAUGGAAGUCAUGUAUAGAUCUGUGAAAGCAUAAACCCAUCCUAUCACCAGGAUUUCACUUUUCAGAAGUUAAUUUUGGUUAUGUAAUUUUUUGUUGUUGUCAUGAGUUGUUUUAUCCGAUUAUGAAGUUGGAUAUUGUAAUAUUGAAUGUCACGCAGCUUUGGCUGAAGAAACGCAUCGCAUUGGUUUUGGAUGUGAAUUAGAAGAGGGCUUCUAAAUAUGUUGUGUAACUAGCAAAAACAAUGGCCUUUUAUUUUAGAGCUCAUUGUUGUAUUAGUUAUUGAUGUCAGUUCAAAUUUAUUUUCAAUACAAACUGUAUGCAUAAGGAAGUGCUAGAAAAAAUAUGUAUCUAGUAUAAAAAAGUUUCAAGAACCGUA
This is a messenger RNA of Esox lucius (northern pike), 3330 nucleotides long. RefSeq names its product zinc finger protein 346 (gene znf346). Lineage: Eukaryota; Metazoa; Chordata; Actinopteri; Esociformes; Esocidae. Gene Ontology annotation, molecular function: nucleic acid binding; zinc ion binding. Bases 15 to 923 code for a protein of 302 amino acids. The record is from RefSeq and is a predicted model, not a curated record. The transcript is spliced from 7 exons.